Messenger RNA from Schistosoma spindalis, 660 nucleotides. The record is from the annotation of a GenBank genome assembly. Lineage: Eukaryota; Metazoa; Platyhelminthes; Trematoda; Strigeidida; Schistosomatidae.
AUGUCAGAAGGAAUUCAACAAACCGAAGAAAAAUCUAUACGAGAACUUCUCUUUGAGCGUUAUAAAGACUACCUAAACCUUUCAGAUGCGGAUCGAAUUCGUUACGUAAAUUUUUCAAAAGAACUAAGCGCUGCAUUACACGGUGAUGAUCCAUCAUCCUUAAAAAGGACGAUUAGUAAUCACAUCUUUUCUGAUCCUGAAAAGUUGAUUCGCAUGAAAUUACUGACUUUUCCUUUGCCACCAAAUGAAGAAUUAAUGGUGCGCCGGGUAAUGGACAGUUGUCCAUUUAAAGCUCUGUUAAGCUGCUUUGGAGGUUUUGUUUUGGGCGGUAUGUUUGGGUUGUUUUCAGCCAGUGUGGACCCAAUGAGCACAGUACAUGGUGCGGAAACUCCAACUACUCGCCAAGUUAUGAAGGAAAUGUAUUCCCGUUCGUUAUCACAUGCCAAGAGUUUUGCUAUGAUUGGGACACUUUUCGCUGGUACUGAAUGUGCUCUUGAGAGUUACCGUGGCAAGAGUGAUCUUCUGAAUAGUACAUUGUCAGGUGCAAUCGUCGGUGGUGGAAUAGGUUUUCGAGCUGGUUUACAAGCCGGUCUUUUGGGAGCUGCUGGUUUCUCAAUAUUUUCUACUGCCAUUGAUUACUAUUUUAGACACAAAAACUAG